AUGAUUACUUUCCAAACUUUUGUAUCUCCGUAUUCAGAACCAUUAAAUUGUUUUAGUCAGUUUAAAAAGGAGGUUUUUGCUAAAUUUCUCCAAAAUGAGAAACUGCUUUUAUGUAAAGUCAGUUAUGCACCAAAAGAAUUUUACAAUCAUCGUCUUUUUUCUCUCAAAGCCGAGCUUGACCAUCUUAAACCAAUGUGGCCACUGGGUGUAAUGUUCAACAAUGAGAAGCAUUUUCCAGUAUCGACUGAUGGUAUUUUCAUUCCUACUUUCACUUUAAUGCUUUUACGCUUAAUUGCUUGCAUUUGCACUGCACAAUUGACGCAAAGAAUUUUAACACAACAGAAAACAGACUUUAAUGUAGACAUUUGGUAUGUGAUUGUUCGAUUUAAAAGUUUAUCUCCAUUCUAA
Molecule: messenger RNA, 408 nt
Organism: Echinococcus granulosus
Lineage: Eukaryota; Metazoa; Platyhelminthes; Cestoda; Cyclophyllidea; Taeniidae
Exons: 5
Coding region: 1-408 (135 amino acids)
Source: RefSeq, a predicted model, not a curated record